Fundulus heteroclitus (mummichog) is the source of this 793-nucleotide messenger RNA. Its product is annotated as cytoplasmic dynein 2 heavy chain 1-like. The annotation marks the transcript as partial. The transcript is spliced from 6 exons. The record is from RefSeq and is a predicted model, not a curated record. NCBI's taxonomy places the organism in Eukaryota, Metazoa, Chordata, Actinopteri, Cyprinodontiformes, Fundulidae.
CAGCAAAGAGAAGGUGUUGGUCUUCUUCAAACUGCGUCCCACUGUGAUCACAGAAGAGAACCUCGAUACGAGCCUGUUGGUGUCGUCCAUGCUGGAAUCUCCCAUCAACACCCUCUAUCAGGCUGUAAAGCAGGUUUUUGCACCUGUCCUGCUUCAGGAUGAGCGCUGGCGCUCAGCUUUCGAUCCUAAGCUUGCAAGUCUACUAAAUGAGCUGGAAGCGGGCUUGGGCUCUGUUGUCCGCCAGUCUGGGGCCAAACCUUCCAGCAAGAAGGGCCACACAGAAGAUGAUGUCCUGGGAAUCCUGACCCCCAAUGAUGAGUUCCAGUUUUGGGCAGAUCUCUCCGAGUCUGCAGAGAAGAGCGGAGUGAGAGAAAGGGCAUCAUAUUUCACUGAGCAGUUCAAACACAUACAAAAGGAGUAUGUUGGGCUUGAUGGCUUGUCCAUGUCAGACGUCGUGGACCUGGUGGAACAGAGCAAAGAUACUCUGGAUGAUGUUUGGAGGCAGACAGAUUUCCAGCCCUACCCAGAGGCACGAAUGGUCCGGCUCAUGGACGUUAUUGGUGGAGCCUUGGGAAGGUAUGUCCAGAAAAAGCUGAGCGGCCUUAAGAUUUUUGAAGAGCAAUUUGUGCUGAUGAGAGAGAACCUCAGAGCAGGGGUCUCCAUCUGUGAACAGUGGGUGGUAGCCUGCGAGCAUUUGACUGGGCAGGUGUGGAAAAGACAUGCUCCACAUCCUUGGGAAGGAAACAAGCACUGCCCACAGACCCUUCACUGCCUUGCAAAACGGCUGAACGAG